AUAAAACCUCCCAUCUCUAGGGAAACACAGCCGAGCCAGGCAGUGCUGAGGGCACCGGCAGCUGUCAGGGAGCACCCAGCACCCAUGGGGUGAAGGAGGACAGGACUAAGUGCAGGGGCACAGACUGCAGUCAUUCCAGCUAUCGCAAUGUCUACCCAGAAUGUGCAAGAAGAACUGCAGAAAAUAGGAGAACGGCUUCUAGUGAAAUUAAGGCAAAUAUCUCAGGCGGACACUGUUGAGAUAGUUUCCUUCACCAUCAUCCUCGUCUUUAUUAGUGUGGUACUAUUGAUGGCCAUUAUUGCCUGUUCCUUCUGCUGUUGUGGCAACAAGCGCCGUAUUACCAAGGUACAACCAAAACCGGAGGUCUAAAAGCCAACAAAGGUCUACGUGCCUUGCCACCUAAACUGGACAUUAAUCUAACAACGAUAAAUACAUGUGGAUUGCCAAAGAAAAUCACUGGACUGUGCUUAUUUCUAGAGAUUUAAGGACUGGAUGUAAGGACCAAUCGCACAAUGCACAGGAUAAACACAUGGGGACAAAACUCUACGCUCUUUGACGGAAAGAGACAGACAACGGACAUAAAUUUCAUACCGAUGCCAAAGACAGAUUAUUCCCUUGGAGCAUGAUGAUUUCAUAAACUCUUAAUACGCAAGGUUAGGGACACAUAAUGCAAUUUGGGGGAAAUUGGGGAAAAUUUACUAAGACUAUCGCUGGUCAUUAUAAAGUCUGCUGGCGGAAGAUGCACCAAAAUUAUUAAGACGUACAGGCUUUUUAAUAAUUUUGGAAAAUUGGGGGGGCCCAUGCACCAGAUUCUAAAAUCUACACUAGCAAGGAAUUGGCGUAUAUUUCUGGUUUAACUAAUGCCAGUUUUCUUAAAUCUGUUGGACCACAUAAUCCCAGUCUCUCCAGCCCACUUUAUGUUUAAAGAGGCAAAUGCAAUGUAAACGACUAAUAAGUCAAAUUUUUUGUGCAAAAGGGACCAUGUGCCAAAAUUUGUGACUUUUUAAUGCCCGCAAACUUGCAAAAUUUCCCCCACUGUCUGUAUAAAAUCUAAUACAAAGUACAAUGUGGUAUAGUAACGAGGAAGCCAUAUGUAAUCACAAUCUAAAAAGGACUUGCCGUUACAAUCAGUAGAGCCGCAACACUCAUCGUAAGCCAUUAAGCUCACAGAAAACCGAGGUCUCAUGACUAUUUCAUCUCUAAAUACCCCUGGAUCGCUGGCUCCUAAUGCAGCGGCUUGCGUGACAAUUAUACUAUUAAACUGUCAAAAGAUGAUGCACAGAACUGGAAAACGAAAGGAAAGAAAAAUACUGCUGGAUUAAUGUACAUAGUGCAAAUGGCCUCAUAAACAAGAUCCCAUGAACUGAAGAAAAAACUGGAACAGUCACCCUUUUAAUUUCCAGCUAUCAUUUUUUUAGUGCAGGUGACUAAAUGAACGCAAAAAAAUAAUUUCGUGCUUCUUUUCCUAACAAGGCCUCUUGCGGCAUAUUUUCGACUGUUACUUGUAAGAAUCAAAAAUAAACUUGUGUUAAAAAUU
Messenger RNA from Bufo gargarizans (Asiatic toad), 1537 nucleotides. RefSeq names its product small integral membrane protein 5 (gene SMIM5). Bases 148 to 369 code for a protein of 73 amino acids. The record is from RefSeq and is a predicted model, not a curated record. The transcript is spliced from 3 exons. Lineage: Eukaryota; Metazoa; Chordata; Amphibia; Anura; Bufonidae.